This is a messenger RNA of Plutella xylostella (diamondback moth), 2051 nucleotides long. The record is from RefSeq and is a predicted model, not a curated record. NCBI's taxonomy places the organism in Eukaryota, Metazoa, Arthropoda, Insecta, Lepidoptera, Plutellidae.
CGGUCAUUGACUCCAAAAAACAAGAUUUCGCUUUUUUGCCACUUUUUUGAGUUUACAUUCCUACAAAUUAUUUUCAUGCUAUGCUAUAAAUUAAUAAAACAUUAUCCCUACUUUCAGUAACCACAAAAAAUACUGUGAUACUAUUCAAGCCGUAGCAGGCAUCGUAGCGUGUCGUACUUGUGUUUCCCACUGAUUAAAACGAAUUUCAAGAUAUCCUUGCUUAUCAGCGUGAGCUAACACUGCCGUCCCCACUAUCCGCAACACCAUAAAAUCAAAUCGAGUGUCGUGACAUCAGCACUCGCCGUCGACAGUUCAAACGCUACGCGGCACGAAAACUUUUAUAUCGUUCAUAAAUUAAGAUUUAAUUUUACAAUCGUGUUUAUCACCGGGAAGAGAUUAUCGGAUUAACGACUCGUGAUCGCCAGCGUGAUUAUUAGUUGUAGUACUCGUGUGUAACAGUGACACUAGCAACCAUGGUGAUCGAGAAGAUAUGCUGUUUAGGCGCCGGAUACGUGGGAGGACCGACCUGCAGCGUCAUAGCGCUGAAGUGUCCCGACAUCAGGGUGACUGUCUGUGACAUGAGCGUGGAGAGGAUCAACCAGUGGAACUCGGAAAAACUGCCCAUCUACGAACCAGGGCUUGAUGAAGUCGUCCAGAAGUGCCGCGGCAAAAACCUCUUCUUCUCCACCGACAUCGCUAAGGGCAUACGAGAGGCCGACCUCAUAUUCAUCUCAGUCAACACGCCAACGAAACUGUAUGGUAACGGCAAAGGCAGGGCCGCAGACUUGAAGUACAUUGAGGGAGCUGCACGCAUGAUAGCUGAACUGGCCACAAGCAAUAAGAUUGUGGUGGAAAAGAGCACUGUUCCUGUGAAAGCCGCUGAGAUUAUCAUGAAAAUCCUACGAGCUAACACUAAGCCUGGAGUCGAGUAUCAGAUUUUGUCAAACCCUGAGUUUCUGGCUGAAGGCAGUGCCAUUGUGGAUCUGUUGGAAGCUGACCGGGUGCUGAUCGGUGGUGAAGACACUGCUGAAGGUCACGAGGCAGUGAAGAAGCUGUGUUGGGUGUAUGAACACUGGAUAGACACCAAGAACAUUCUUACCACCAACACUUGGAGCUCAGAGCUCUCUAAGCUGGCAGCGAAUGCAUUUUUAGCCCAAAGGAUCUCCAGUAUAAACUCCCUCUCUGCGGUGUGUGAAGCCACAGGAGCAGACGUGUCUGAAGUGGCCCGAGCCGUAGGCAAAGACUCCCGUAUUGGACCCAAAUUCUUAGAAGCCUCAAUUGGAUUCGGUGGGAGCUGCUUCCAAAAGGACAUCCUAAACCUGAUUUACCUGUGUGAAUGCUUGAACCUACCUGAAGUGGCUGCAUACUGGCAACAAGUCAUAGAUCUAAAUGAUUACCAGAAGACCAGGUUCACACGUAAAGUCAUAGAGUCUCUGUUCAAUACAAUAACAGACAAGAAAAUAGCUAUACUCGGGUUUUCAUUUAAGAAAAAUACUGGUGACACAAGAGAAUCACCAGCUAUCCAUGUGGCCAAAACAUUGUUGGAAGAAGGUGCCAAGCUACACAUCUACGACCCUAAAGUGGAACACGACCAAAUAUUCUUCGAGCUAACUCAUCCAAGUAUCACCUCUGAACCGGAAUUAUUCCGCAAAAACAUCCAGAUCCACAACACAGCAUACUCAGCCAUAGCAGGAACACAUGCAAUAGUUCUAUGUACAGAGUGGGACGAAUUCAAAGAGUUGGACUAUAAGAAAAUAUAUGAUGUUAUGAUGAAACCAGCCUACAUCUUUGAUGGCCGCAAGAUCCUGGACCAUGAUUCUCUGGUGAACAUGGGCUUCCAUGUCCAGACAAUUGGCAAGAGGCUGUCAAGGACCAACAGUUUAAGAGCACAAGGCAGUCAAGCACAACCCUAGAAUAAUAGAUAUAUAAUGUUAAGUAAAACGCCGCAGGAGUCACAAUCAUGGAAACAAGAGUAUUAUACUUAUUACUUACCUACCUUUAAUGUAUUGUUAGGUAUACUUAUUAUAAGAGCAAAAAGGUUCAGAUUUUUC